Molecule: messenger RNA, 667 nt
Organism: Schistocerca cancellata (South American locust)
Lineage: Eukaryota; Metazoa; Arthropoda; Insecta; Orthoptera; Acrididae
Product: circumsporozoite protein-like
Exons: 3
Coding region: 124-582 (152 amino acids)
Source: RefSeq, a predicted model, not a curated record
CCUGCACGUGUCAUACCCCCGUUCGCAAACAAGCAGUCCUUAGUAGGAAUAAAUGCCACGCGAUUCUUGGUGAGGUAUAAAAAGACCGCUCAUUGCUCCGGUCAGCUGCAGUCCACAAUCAAGAUGAGAGCGUUGCUUUUCUUCUUCUUCCUGGCGGUCUCCGCUUGCGCCGCCCAGGAGAUUCAGCGCCUGCCUGAUGUGAACGCGACGGACAACCAGGCGUCCAACGGGUCAGGCGCAGACAACCAGUCGCCCCAGCAGCAGCAGCAGCAGCAGCAGCCCCUGCGGCCAAACUUCGGCGGCCAGUGGGGCGCUCCACCACCACCAAGCAGGCGCCCAGCGUUCCCUAGCAAUGGCAACCAGGGCUUCGGCUCCGGCUUUAACACAGGCUUCAACCCAGGCUUCAACCCAGGCGUCAAUCCAGGCUUCAACCCAGGCUUCAACCCAGGCGUCAACCCAGGCUUCAACCCAGGCUUCAACCCAGGCUUCAUCCCAGGCUUCAACCAAGGCUUCAACCCAGGCUUCAAUCCUGGCCAAUUCCCAGGUUUUGGACAACUGCCAUUCCCUGGGUUCGGGCGCUAAGUCCUGAUUUUCUGAGUAUCUGUAAUAUGUUGAUGUUGUAGAAACCAGAGGUGACACAUUAAAUGCACAAGUGUUUGUUUCUUCA